Messenger RNA from Phoenix dactylifera (date palm), 4770 nucleotides. Its product is annotated as Tetratricopeptide repeat (TPR)-like superfamily protein. Gene Ontology annotation, cellular component: intracellular membrane-bounded organelle. The record is from RefSeq and is a predicted model, not a curated record. Gene Ontology annotation, molecular function: protein binding; RNA binding. Gene Ontology annotation, biological process: RNA modification. Lineage: Eukaryota; Viridiplantae; Streptophyta; Magnoliopsida; Arecales; Arecaceae.
AUGCGCCUGCGUUCCAUCCCUGAACGAACUUUUACAUCGAUGUCGUUUAUUAGAAGAUCAUAUGGAACAUAGCUCAUGAUAUAGAGUGACACAGAUGAAAUGAAAGUAUCUCUACAAGGAGGUAUAUACUUAGGAAGGCCAAUAUUAUUACCAUCACGCCAAAAAUGAGCUAAUUCUGUGGGCAUGGCCUCCCAUGCUCGGUUUCUCGACCGUUUUUUAAGUCCAUCGACCGUGGCCGCCUGGAACUCCGCCAUCCGAGCAUCCGCCAACGAAGGCCUCCACCGGGAAGCCCUCCUUCUAUACCGCCGGAUGAAGCGAUCCGGGCUCCACCCCGACCACCUCACCUUCCCCUUCCUUCUCAAAGCCUGCGCGCGCCUUCCCGGUACCCCCAUCCCCCAAAUCAUCCACGCCCACGUCCUCAAAUCCCCCUUCUCCUCUGAUGUCUUCGUGGGGACGGCGGUGGUCGACAUGUACGUCAAGUGCCGGCAACUGGGGUCUGCGAAUGUUCUGUUUGAAAGUAUGCCCGAGAGAGACGCCGCCGCUUGGAAUGUCAUGAUCAUGGGAUUUUCUGACCUUGAUUCUCUUGACAGGGUUUUAGUUCUCUUUCGCCGCAUGAGGUCGGCCGAGAUCAGCCCUGACUCAAUCACCUUCAUAAGCUUGACUCGGUCGUGCGGGUGCGAGAGCAAUCUGAGCAUGCUGAAAGCUGUUCAUUGUUUGGGGAUUCGGAUGGGAAUCGGAGCUGAUGUUGCAGUGGCCAACACCUGGAUUGCUGCCUAUGCCAAGUGCGAGGAUCUGGACUCAGCUGAAUCUGUCUUUACCAAUAUCUCCAUCGAAACGAGGUCAGUUGUGUCAUGGAAUUCCAUGAUCGCAGGUUAUGCAUAUGUUGGAAGAUCCAAGGAAGCUAUUGGUUUCUUUUGUUGGAUGAGUCGAGAAGGUGUUCGACCAGAUUUGAGCACCACUGUCAGCUUACUUUCGGUGUUAGCGCAUUCGGAAGCAACAUCAGAGGGUAAGCUGAUUCAUUCAGUUUCUAUUAAAGCAGGAUUUGAUUCAGAUGUUUCUUUUAUGAAUACUCUGAUUGCAUUUUACUCAAAGUGUGGAGAUGUCGAUGCUGCACGAUAUUGUUUCAGGAACAUGUCUGAGAGGACUCCUGUUUCUUGGACCGCCCUUAUUAGUGGCUAUGCUGAAAAUGGAUAUACGGAUGAGGCUAUGGAUCUGUUUCAUGCCAUGGAAGCUGCUGGGGAGAGACCUGAUGCAGUCACUGUGGUUGCUGUUCUCUCUGCUUGUAGCCAAAUGGGAGCUCUUGAGCUCGGCAGGUCAAUGAAUAGGUAUGCAAUUGCAAAUGGGUUUGAAGGUAGCGUCCUGGUUUGUAAUGCAUUGAUCGACAUGUAUGCCAAAUGUGGUAGCCUCGGUGAGGCUCGAAGACUUUUCGAUAUCAUGCACGAAAGAACUAUAGUCUCUUGGACCGCCAUGAUCAUGGGUUAUGCCAUGAAUGGACAUUUUACAGAAGCUUUAGAUCUAUUUUCUCAGAUGGUGAAAUCAGGAUUGAAGCCGAAUCAUGUAACAUUUUUGGCUGUACUGCAAGCAUGUGCCCAUGGUGGCUUGUUGGAAAAGGGGUGGGUCUAUUUCGAUAUGAUGAGUAAAAUAUAUCACAUAAAGCCCAGAUUAGAACAUUAUGCUUGCAUGGCCGAUCUCCUUGGCCGUCGAGGGGAACUAAAAGAGGCAUUCAGAUUCAUCCAGAGAAUGCCUAUCGAACCGGAUGCUGGUGUAUGGGGUGCUCUCCUUGGUGCUUGCAUAACUCACCACGAGACAGAGAUCGGGAUGUAUGUGGCGAGCCGUCUUUUUGAAUUAGAACCUCAAGCAGCUGCAUCAUAUGUUGGUAUGGCCAACAUUUUUGCUGCAAAACAGAGGUGGGAAGGUGCAGCAAAGCUACGUAUGAUGAUGAAACAGAAGGGGAUCAGGAAAUUACCUGGACGAAGUAUCGUUCAGGUGAACAGGAAGUUUCAUAUAUUCACUGUUGAAGAUAGGAGUCAUCCUGAAGGCUUACAGAUUUAUGAAGUCUUGGAUAAUUUGGCUCUGCACUUAAAAGAAGCAGGUUAUCAGACAGAUUUUGAAUAUUUAUUGACAUAUGAACUGGAAUAGAAGUGGAGCUGAGUCAUCCAUUUUGCUGGAAAGAGGCAUUUUCUUUCUAUUUUGCUCCGAACUCCAAAGUACUUACAAUGGUGGGAAAUCUAAGCUUAAUAACUUGCAUUCAGAAUUGGUUUGCCCAGCAGCAUGCUUUGUGGGGGACAAAAAUGCUGUAAGUGCCAGCAUGCUUUUGUGGGGAAAAAUAAUGCUGGAAGACAAUGGUUGUGAGAGGCUUGCUAUUCAAGUAUCAAUGCAGUUCUCCAUCAUUAUAGAGAUGGAUUUAUACUAGAGAUGCUCAAGAUCAGACCUUCCGAGAUAUUUAUACUUCUGGUUUCCAUGGGGCGAUAUAUUAUACUGCUAUAAAUGCUCCGGGAGCAUCGUUCGGUGCUUCAAGAACUGCAGCUGGUUCAGAUGCUUUUUACAGCCAAAUAUGGGGAGGAAUUUGUCAGAGCUGCAAUCAAACUCAUGCCAGAUUGAGUGGAAAAAAAAGCUAGGUUCUAUGAACUGUCAAGCAGCGGUUAUCAAAUUGUGAUCCACACAUUUCCAUUUGAGUUUGUCUUCAAAUUGUUCAUGCCAGAAAACCGAUUCGGGCUCCUUCGGUGGAAACCAAACUGAAGUUGCUUAAGGAAAAUGCUGAAGAACAUUAGUUAGAUUUUGAUCCACUUGUCUGUGAAAAAGUUCCUCAAGCCACAACCAGAGAUUUAAUGGUAAGUUGUUGUCAUUAUGUACUAUUAUCAGGAUACCUAUUCUCUUCAACAGAAUGGGAGAUUGUCUCUAUUAAUCAUCGGAAUGGGCCACCUUAUUCUUUGGUUUGUCUGAUAUUGCCCUAUCCCAAGGAGAAACAUGAGGAAAAGAAAUCUUCCACCCAUGGGGAAGUUUUUCAUGAAGAACCCGAUCCAGGGCUUGACCAGGGAAGAGUAUAUUUGUUGGCUUUAGAUUACCAUGAGGCAGAUCCUUUUUCAUGAUGAAGGUAGGACAAGUACCGAGCCUCAUCUAUGGCGACCCUUUAGCCUUUGGCUGACUAAUAAGCGCAAGCAUCUUCUUGUAUUGACUCAGACUCUGCACAGCAUAUGUGGAGCAAAAGUAGAAUCUUAUAUUUCACUAGGAACAUAUUGUUAGUAGGAAAAAGAUAAGGUCAGGCAGAUGGCCACAAAAGCAUCAAUUUGCAAGUACCAGUUCAUGGCGAGCAUGUUAAUGCUAAGGUGUCAAUAAAAUAACCAAAAUAUUCAGCACCAAGGAAUAUAUGUCAAGUACAUGGGAUGCAGGCGUGAAGCACGAUAUUGGAAUAGCAAUCAUGAUCAAUCCAGAAAGUCGCUACACUUGAUCUUAGCCCAAAGGCAGAGAAAGGUAUAUCCAGAAAGUCACUAUACCAUUGAUUCUAGUGAAGUUAGGCCAAAAUCUAAAUCAAAAGGAAAAAUAAUCUAUACUGUUAAUUGGUGCAGCCAAUUAAAGUACAUGUCAUUAAAACCCUCUUAACCAAACAUCCUACUGAACUAUGCAAUCAUUUUUGUGGUCUUAACCACAAUUUUUCAUUUAAAUUCCAUUUUAGAUUGUAUGCUUAUAACUGACAGGCACCAGGAAGUACUGUGAGAUUGGUUAGAUGAGCAAAAUUACUUUUCAGCGAACAGCUUACUGAUAAAGGCUGAACAUCCAAACGUUAUUAAGAAUUUCAUCAUAUCCACUUACUAGCUGCCCUAACUUUCGUUUUUGAGAGACAGAACAUGGGAAGUCACUCGCACAGCAAUAGGUCAUUCUGUUGGUGGGGAAGGUACAAGUUGAUUUGCAUCAACAAACAGUCUGCUGCUAUCAUGAUUAUGCAAUAAAAUAAUAUUGGCCUUGCUAAGUGUAUACUUAUAAAAUACUUUCAUUGCAUGUGUCACUCCAGAUAAUGUUGCAUAUGUUCUGGUAAUAUAUAGCAUGGAUGUGUAAAUUUCGUUCAAAGAUGGAACGAAAAAAUAGCAUGGUUGUCUUGCUCUAAUGGCAUACAACAUGCUUGUAGAUCGGGAGAUGAACAGAGCUACCGACUGGAUUGGCUCUUUUGUUACCUAACACUUGAUGGUUUACUCUGAAAAAGCUAUGAAACUAUCCCUCCCUCUCCGCGGCAUCUUCUUUUUUUUAUUAUUUUGUAUUCGUGCUAGAAUAGCAUGAUCCACCAAGCCUAUCAAAAGAAAAAUCACAACAUGAUCUUGUUUUAUAGAGGAAGUCCAUAAGGGAAAAAUCUGUACUGAGUUUGGGCAAUCCAAAUUGCCGUUGCAUCAACUGUACCUUUAGUGACUAAAUCAUAGAAGGCCUUGAAUAGUUUUGAGGUUAGUGAAGAACCCAGGUGACCAGCAAACGCAGUUGUGCAAUAUAUCUCUCUAUCCUCAUUAAUGUGCUAGCUCGGUCAUAAUGUGUACCAAUUGAUCAAUAAAAUUUAGUAUGAGAUGAAUGUAUCAAGUGCGGACACUUUUAACUUGCAUGCCUUACUAUUGAAUGCAAGAGUCCUCCAAUUUGCCACUUCGAUGAAUGUAGAUUUUCAGCACCAAGCGUCCAGUCCCAUUGGUUCCGAAAACAGGUCAAGCAUCCGGAUCAAAGCAACAAGCCCACUGCCAGCUAACGCAUGCCAAGAAUUCCAAACCACGUCCAAAAACAUGCAUCAUUCACAAA